AUGUGUCCGAUUUGGCCGUUGCACCUGAUCAUCAUAUACCUAUUGGCGCUAUGUCCGCUGUGGGUGAUCUGCCAGGCGGUGCCCGACCUCACCGCGACCUUCAUCCCUGAUGGGGUCACCAUCAACAUGAACGAGUACACUUAUGUCAAUGUUUCUGUUAGCGGCACGGGUAUGGAGGCUGGAGAUGAAUUCACGUUGUCAACAGUGCACCCACAUUUGGCCGAAGCGGAAUGGAAUUCAACAUAUCAGUUGACGGAAACCGACGUCGUUAAUAGUAGAUUCGAAGGCAAUAUGAGAGUUUUGGCGAAAUUUUUGGGUAGAACAGAUGUGACGUUGAGCGGUAGACGCAAUAAUCAACCGCUAGAGGUCAAAAACAACACUAUGCCGGUGAUAGUGAUCAGACCAGAGAGGGUCAUAGACACUAUAUUCGUCACGUCCGUUGCUACUUUUGUGUCACUAAUCUUCAUAAACUUCGGUUGCGCGAUGCACUGGCCCACGGUGAAAGAAGUACUCAAGAGGCCUAUAGGGCCCGUUAUAGGGAUGUGUGGACAGUUUCUCUUCAUGCCACUUAUGUCUUUCGGUCUAGGGUUCCUGAUCUUCCCUGACGACCCGGCUAUGCGUCUAGGUAUGUUCUUCACAGGAGUAGCGCCCGGCGGUGGUGCUUCCAACAUAUGGACCUUCAUUCUUGGUGGAAACCUUAAUCUGUCGUUAGCCAUGACUUCAAUAUCCACACUCGCUUGUUUCGCUUUUAUGCCUAUGUGGCUAUUCUCCCUCGGUCAAGUGGUGUUCCGUAACGCUCAAAUAGUGGUUCCGUACACACGUAUCGCGACCUUCGUGAUAGGGUUGCUGGUCCCGCUGGGUAUAGGGCUGGGCAUGCAACGCUGGACGCCUAAGAUUGCCAGGUUCAUGGUGCGCAUCCUCAAAGGUUUCUCGACGACCCUACUGCUGUUCAUCAUCAUAUUCGCCAUCGUCACCAACUUGUAUAUCUUCGAGUUGUUUACUUGGCGGAUCAUAAUAGCCGGCAUGGGUAUCCCAUGGCUAGGUUAUUGCGCAGGUUACUUGGCAGCCUGGCUCUGUCGCCAGCCACACCCGGACGCGCUGGCUAUAUCCAUAGAGACCGGCAUCCAGAACACUGGCAUUGCCAUCUUCUUGCUCAGAUACGCUCUUGGACAACCCGAGGCGGAUCUUACAACAGUGGUGCCCGUGUCAUGUGCGAUCAUGACCCCGAUCCCUAUGACAUGCAUCUACAUCUUCCAGAAAGUCCAGGCUUGCUUUGUCAACCGAGGAAAGCACAAGAAAAUGUUGGAAGAAGACCUCACACCUCGAGGAGACUCGCCACAGCCCACAAUCCUCACAACCGCUGAUCUUUACGGACGGGCCAACAAAGGUCUAGACGAUGUUGAGGGCAACACCCCCAAGGCUGACGUCCCUGACGUCACAACCGACGGCAACGUCAACACCGUCUCCGCUACCGUCAACUAA
Messenger RNA from Spodoptera littoralis (African cotton leafworm), 1482 nucleotides. The record is from the annotation of a GenBank genome assembly. Lineage: Eukaryota; Metazoa; Arthropoda; Insecta; Lepidoptera; Noctuidae.